This is a messenger RNA of Sphaeramia orbicularis (orbiculate cardinalfish), 1739 nucleotides long. RefSeq names its product mitochondrial transcription termination factor 3 (gene mterf3). The record is from RefSeq and is a predicted model, not a curated record. Gene Ontology annotation, biological process: regulation of DNA-templated transcription; mitochondrial ribosome assembly; mitochondrial transcription. Lineage: Eukaryota; Metazoa; Chordata; Actinopteri; Kurtiformes; Apogonidae. Bases 118 to 1383 code for a protein of 421 amino acids. Gene Ontology annotation, molecular function: double-stranded DNA binding. Gene Ontology annotation, cellular component: mitochondrion. The transcript has 8 exons.
CUCGUCUAUGACGUUUCCCGAACGCUGUACUUCCGUCAACGUGCGCGUUAAGAACAGAUGGCAUUGUGUGACAUCUAGAUUUAUUUCUGGAAUUGACCUCAGAAUAAUAUAAUCCAAAUGGCUUCCUCCUUUGCUCAGAGUCUAAGAUGCAGAAGUCACUUGUGCUCCAAGACCGUGACUUUUACCAUACAGUAUUUCACUCAGUUUCGCCAUUGCACUACAAGGAGAGGACCAGUGGCCCUAAAUGCAGCUUCAUUUAUCAAUGACAAUAACACACCAUAUCAACCAAGAGAGCGGGGGAAACAACAGAAAUGCUAUUACAGUACUGUUAAACAUGUGGAAAGUGAAGUUAAGGAGUCAAAGUAUUCAAAGGAUUUGUCAGGAAUGGAUUUUGUAUCAGUCAAAAGUCCUCUGUCACAAAUUAGAGAUGUCAUGCCAGUGACUGAAAACCAGAUAUCACUAAAUCUGGAUGUUACUCCUGAGUUGUCAGCAUUAGAAGAGAUCAGUGAUGACGAGGCCAUCACUAUAUCUGUGCCCUCUGCCAUACCUCCAGCCUCCACCUCGCUUAAAGAAUAUGUAGAUCAAUCUGAGACGCUCAGCAAACUGGUCCAGCUAGGCGUCAACCUGUGGAAGCUGGAACAAAGGCCUAAUGUUGGCUCCAUGUUGCUGAGGCUGGAUUUUGAGACUGAUGUGGUCCCAAGGCUGCUGUUUCUCAAAGACAUCGGAGUGGAAGACUCUCGUUUUGGAUACAUCAUCACACACAACCCCUUCAUUCUCACUGAGAGUUUAGAAAAUCUGCAGUCUAGAGUGAAGUACCUCAAGUCAAAGAAGUUCAGUUCUGAGACUGUGGCUUCCAUGGUGUCCAGAGCACCCUAUUUACUCAACUUCAGUGUGAAGAGGCUGGACAACAGACUGGGUUUCUAUCAACAAGAGCUCAGUCUCAGUGUUUCUAACACACGGAAUAUUGUCGCUCGUCUACCCAGAUUGCUAUGUGGUAGUUUGGAGCCUGUUAAAGAAAAUCUGAAGGUGUGUGAAAUAGAGUUCGGCCUGAAGAAGAAUGAGAUCCAACAUAUCAUCAUUGCUGUCCCAAAAGUCCUAACUGCCAAUAAGAAGAAGCUAACCCAAAUAUUUAACUUCCUCCACAACACCAUGAACAUCCCCCACAGGCUGAUUGUCAAGUUCCCACAGGUCCUCAAUUCCAAGUAUUUGCGAAUCAGAGAGCGACAUCUCUUCCUCCAGUAUCUUGGAAAGGCUCAGUAUGACCCAGCACAGUCUAACUACAUCUCAUUGGACCGCUUGGUCUCCUUACCAGAUGAGACCUUCUGCACUGAGGUCGCUUUGGCCACAUUAGACGAUUUUUAUUUGUUUCAAAAGACACUUUGAAUUCUACAACAUCGGACACAUAUAGACCUGAUCCUUCAAACAUAGACAUUAUCCAUUAACUUUAAAAUAAAUUUAAUGUUAAAUAAAUGCAGUCAUUGUUCAUCAGUUGCAUUUUUUUUUAAUUUCAUGCAGUUUAUACACCUGAAAUACUGCUCUAGUAAUGACUGUAACUGUGAUUAUAUUUGUGAUUAAAAAAAAAAAAGAAAACUUAGUGAAGGAAGCCAUACACAUCUGGGUCAGUAAUGCCAAAUGCAGCUUCAUGGUGGAAUUAAGUGUGCUUACUCAAUUACUGCAAUGUACUUUUUGAAGCAUUUGUACUCUCUUGUGUACUAAAUUUUAUGUUCCUUAGACUUGCA